Messenger RNA from Lactuca sativa (garden lettuce), 2097 nucleotides. RefSeq lists its product as uncharacterized. The record is from RefSeq and is a predicted model, not a curated record. NCBI's taxonomy places the organism in Eukaryota, Viridiplantae, Streptophyta, Magnoliopsida, Asterales, Asteraceae.
AUGGAUACGGAUAUACUGCGCCAACAGUUUUGGGACCAAUUGUCAUCUUGCAACAAUGGUACAACUAAAAAAUACUUAUCUUCAUUGAGGACCUUAGUAUACCAGUCAUAUUGGCAAAACAGGUUCAGUCAACCUAUGAGGUCGAUAGGGAUGUAUAUCGCAUUAGCGUCUUUGUUUUGCCUCCUUGCAAUGGUGGCUGAUUUAUUACAUGGCCUGAGGAACAGAAAACUAUGGUUUCCCUGUAAAUAUUUCACUCUGAACGCUGCUUCUCUUACAGUGAUAGCUGUUGCAAUUAAGCUACCCAUGGAUUUAACUAACCAAACGCAGGCUGCAAAGCUUGGAAGCCUGGCAUUUAUGUGCACCAUGAUGGCUAAUCUUCUGCCUUCUCUAGCAACCAUGAACAGCAAGGAACUUGUCUCAAACAUCAUAGCUUUGGGUGUUUUGGUAAUCACCUUGGUUGUCAAUGUUUGCAUUCAAAUAAGCACGGAAGUUUUCUCCCAUCAAAAAGAUGAAUUUGCAUCGGGAGGGAAUGUUCAUUAUGCAGAAAUUGAACCAGUGUUCUUAUCUGCAACACAAGACUAUGUGUUGGUAGGAUUUAUUUACGUGGGUGUGUUACCCUUGUUGCUUGUGUUAUAUGCAUGUACCUCUUUAGCAAUUCUAACGUCGAAACAGAUUUUAGAAUCGAAAUACCAAGCGACUUUAAAGGGUCAAGUGCUGCAACAACCAGGAAGAUUAACUAUUGAGAAACUAAAAGAGCAUGUGAGCAACUACUCGAUCAUGGCAACAACAGGCAACCCACAGUUCAUGGCAGCUUGCUCUGCUACAACCACUGCUUCUGCGGUAAUAUGUGCUAUAAGCAGUAAUUCGGAUUACAAGUGGUCGAUGAUGGUGAUUCUUAUAAUACAAUUUAUCGGAACCAUGGUGUUUAAAGUAGAGAUCUACUGGAUUCAGAAGUUAUCUGAUUGGAAACAGAGUAGCAUACCACUCCCUUCUCGUAGACUGCAAGAUUCUUAUCCAGAACUUGAAAAGCCUAAUUCUCUGCAUUUGUAUAGGAUUUCAGAAGAUAGUUGUUGUAGCAUGCAAGAUGACAACAGUGAUACCACUUUUGCCACCUUUAGCACCUACUUGGGUAUUGUGUUGGCACAUAAACCUGAUGAAAUAGGAACAGAUGAAGAUCUUAGCCGAUAUGUGUUGCAACUUCAAGACCAAAUGGAAUUUCCUGAAAGAGCAUUGAAAGGCAUUUUAAAGUCUGUGAACGACUUGAUCAAAAAGGCUGAAAAGCAGCAACCAAAGAAUCUUAUGAACCUUCUAGCAGAAUCUCAAGGUUUUGAAGGAGUUAAACAGCUUGACAACCAUCAUGUUAAGUCUUUACUUUCAGAAGAAUAUCUCAGUUGUUGGAGCUUACCAUUGGUAACUCUGACAGCCAUUGCCAUGUCUCUUACUAACAUUCAAAGGAACACAUUUGAUAGCUUGUUGAGUGGUGUGAGUGAAGGUCUUUUGUAUGUCACACUUGUGGAAGAAAGCACCAAUGCUACUGACGAUCAUGUAGUUAUUCAAAGGGCAGCUAAAACUUUGUGGGUAGAAGUUGAAAUCUACCACAAAUGGUUAGGAAACAGGCUGCAAAAACCUACUCCUCAAGCAAUUACAACUAUAGGGAUUCUUCGAUGGUUGAGCGAUACAGCAAAAAGCAUUGUCACUGAGGUGGGAAGUACAGAUAUUGGAGGCCGAAAUGAUAAAUCCAAAUUCAGGUCUAUUUCUGCAAAUUCAAUGUAUCGUAUCACCGAAACGAUCAUGCUUUCCUAUGAUGCUAACCUCAUUAACCAGCUUAGCCAGGAGGAAUUAUUUGGGAAAUUAUCAUCAAUGAUCGCUGACAUAUUGGCUGCUUGUCUCACCAACCUACCCCAUGUCAUUGCAAUGAAAUGCCACACAAGUGUCAUAGAGAAAAGGGAGGCAAGUGUCCAAGCUGCAGCCCAACUUCUUGGAGAGACUACACAGAUAAUCAACACCAUGCAAGAUCGCGAACUUCCAACCUUGAAUCAUGACGAAUUGGUGUUUAUUGAAAAGUGGCAUGCUUACUUAAAGCUCCCCUUUCCUUAG